UGUGUGAAGUGAUUGUACUAUUCACUUGGAUCUGUAUAUAAUCUUUGAUUCAAGCUCAAGACACUAAAAUUUCACCCCAAACGAGAAAAGUGGUCUCAGAGUCACAUGACCAAAUAUGAUUACCUAAUCUUAACCGCUAUAGCCAAAUAAAGAAUGUGAAAAUGUGGAGACAAUAGAAAAUUGAAUGAAAAGAUCAAGGUCAAAAUGUGCUAAACGUUUGAACCAACCAGUAAGACCGGUGCCCAAUGUUAGCUUCCGAUGAGGUUGAUGAUUUAGUUCAAAGUGUCGGUAUUCUCAAUGAUUUCAGACUUUUUGAAGACGAGGAGAGAUUGUUUUGGACUUACGCUCAGGCUGUUGAAGUGAUUGACACUACAAGCCUAAAACCCAGAAAUGAACUGACCAGUAAGCUGUUACUUUUGGAUGAACAUCAAUUUAGAGAAGAAGUGCACAUGACCAAACAUCAAUUCUUCUCCAUCUACUAUUUAUUUUCCAAAAGUGGUCUGCUCAGAGAUGGUUCUCGAUAUGGUAUAAAAGACAAGCUUCUCAUGGCAAUCUAUAUUACAGCCAACUCUUUCUCAUACGAUGAUUGUUUAAUUGCAUUUGGUCUGAGUAAUAAAGGAGAGCUGUCUAGAAUGUUCACUCAAGUGUUGGAUGCUUUUUGCGCAAUUCAACAUUUCAUCAUCAACAAAGAUAUUGUCAAUAUAAAUGUGAAUAGAGCUGAAAACCCUCUUUAUCAGAACAAAAGUCAAGAAUUUAAAGAAGCUUACAAAAUAUUUGUUGAUGUGUUUGGCUAUGAUGGCUCCAUUGGUGCAACGAGCUUCAGUAUAUCUGGUUAUGGUCUAACAGAAGACUUGAAAAAUGGAGAUUACUACUCGUAUGAAAUGGGAGGAUUAGGGAUAAGUACUAUGGCAAUCAUAAAUACCAGAGGCUUAGUUGAUUACCUUGGUGAGCAAUACCCAGCAGCUAAACCAGGUUAUGAAACCUAUAAGAUGGAUAUUUGGUCUUCUAAUCUUGAUAGAGUUUUAGCUUAUAAUCAUGAAAGCAAGAAUUUUGACGAUUCCAAAAUCUUGAUGAAGUUUGGGGAUAAUGAAUAUUAUUGUGACCAGUUUCUAGUUGUUCCCUAUGAAGGUAAUAACAUUAGGUGUGAUUUACUGGAUUUUGGAUUCAAAAAGGUUAGUGACUAUGAUUAUUCGGAACCUGAUUCUCAAAGUGUCAUGUCAUUACAGCCUCGAGAUAGAUAUGAAUUGUUCAACUUGAAUCAUUCCCAAGUGAGAGUUAGCAUUGACCAAUUAUUUGGAGCCGUUAAAAAUCGUUUUCGAAUUUUAAAUAACAUUAUUGAAUUUCCAACUAAGAAAAUUCCACAAUUAACAAAAUUUUGCUUUAUUUUACACAAUUUGUUAACAUUCAAUGACCUUCAAUUAUUUACAGCAGUAAGAAAUAUUAUUAAGAAUAUCAAGGUCACGGAUUUUGAAAGUGGUCGUGAUCUUGAUUCAGCUGAGGAUCCUACGAGCUCUACUCAGACAAGAGCUAAUGAAUAUUUCAGUAACCUGGUAACUGAAGAGACCAAAUGUGAAUCAAGAGUACAGAGAUUGAGGGUCUCUUUAAUGUUGGAAAGAAACUACAUAAAGUCCUUCCCGUUGAGAUUAAAGAUGUUCAAUUUCAAAUCAUAUGACAUUGUUUAUGAUGGACCGGUCGUCCCAAACUUUAGCAACGAUGAAGGAAUAUCUAUCCAAGGGAGAAAUCAUCAACUAUUGUUUGAGCAAGUUUUGAUUUCGGUUGAUAAUGGUGUUUAUAAACUACAAAGAGAAAAGUUGGAAGUGUUGAAAAGAGAUAUAGCUCAGUUCACCGACGAAGAAUUGACUCAACAAGUUCAGACAAUCUUCAAUGGCACACAGUGAUGAGUCUGGCUACGGAAUAGAAUAAAUAACGGUUUUUGAUAUGUAUAUACUGAUAUAUGGAGUUAUGAUUUGAUGCAACAUUGCAAAGUCUUCGAAUGUAAUUGUUCUAUCAGUAGUUCGCGAAAGUGUACAGUAGGGAAAAUGUCACGUGACUGAUAAACUUAUGUAUAUUGUUUAAGCUGUGGAAAUUAGCAUUAUAGAGCUAUAAAUGGAUUAAAUGGAUCAAUAGAUGGUUAUAG
Messenger RNA from Hansenula anomala, 2137 nucleotides. RefSeq lists its product as uncharacterized. The coding region runs from base 246 to 1898 and encodes 550 amino acids. The record is from RefSeq and is a predicted model, not a curated record. The transcript has a single exon. Lineage: Eukaryota; Fungi; Ascomycota; Saccharomycetes; Phaffomycetales; Wickerhamomycetaceae.